This is a messenger RNA of Diceros bicornis minor, 1399 nucleotides long. RefSeq names its product insulin like growth factor binding protein 2 (gene IGFBP2). Gene Ontology annotation, molecular function: insulin-like growth factor I binding; insulin-like growth factor II binding. The coding region runs from base 73 to 1059 and encodes 328 amino acids. The transcript is spliced from 4 exons. The record is from RefSeq and is a predicted model, not a curated record. Gene Ontology annotation, cellular component: extracellular region. Lineage: Eukaryota; Metazoa; Chordata; Mammalia; Perissodactyla; Rhinocerotidae. Gene Ontology annotation, biological process: regulation of insulin-like growth factor receptor signaling pathway.
AGGCGUCUCCCGCGCUCGCAGGGCCGUGCCACCUGCCCGCUCGCUCGCCGCCGUCGCGCUCACACCGCCAACAUGCUGCCGAGACUGGGCGGCUCCGCGCUGCCGCUGCUCCUGCCGCCCCUGCUGCUGCUGCUGCUGCUGCUGCUGCUGGGCGCGGGCGGCGGCGGCCGCGGGGCGCGCGCCGAGGUGCUGUUCCGCUGCCCGCCCUGCACGCCCGAGCGCCUGGCCGCCUGCGGGCCCCCGCCGGCCGCGCCGCCCGCCACCGAGUCCGGGGCGGCCGGCGACUCCCGCGCGCCCUGCGCCGAGCUGGUGCGGGAGCCGGGCUGCGGCUGCUGCUCCGUGUGUGCCCGGCUGGAGGGCGAGGCGUGCGGCGUCUACACCCCGCGCUGCGCCCAGGGGCUGCGCUGCUAUCCCCACCCGGGCUCCGAGCUGCCCCUGCAGGCGCUGGUCCUGGGCGAGGGCACUUGCGAAAAGCGCCGCGACGCCGACUACGGCGCCAGCCCCGAGCAGGUUGCAGACAAUGGCGAUGAUCACUCCGAGGGAGGCCUGGUUGAGAACCACGUGGACGGGACCGCAAACACGUUGGGAGGUGGAGCUGGCCGGAAGCCCCUCAAGUCGGGCAUGAAGGAGCUGGCUGUGUACCGGGAGAAGGUCUCCGGGCAGCACCGGCAGAUGGGCAGAGGCGGCAGAGGUGGCAAACACCCCCACGUCGUCCUGGAGGAACCCAAGAAGCUACGGCCACCACACACCAGGACCCCCUGCCAGCAGGAAUUGGACCAGGUCCUGGAGCGGAUCUCCACCAUGCGCCUUCCAGAUGAGCGGGGCCCGCUGGAGCAUCUCUACUCCUUGCACAUUCCCAACUGUGACAAGCAUGGCCUGUACAACCUCAAACAGUGCAAGAUGUCUCUGAAUGGGCAGCGCGGGGAGUGUUGGUGUGUGAACCCCAACACCGGGAAGCUGAUUGUGGGGGCCCCCACCAUCCGGGGGGACCCCGAGUGUCAUCUCUUCUACAAUGAGCAGCAGGAGGCUCGCGGGGUACACACCCAGCGGAUGCAGUAAACCAUGGCCAGCCGGUGCCUGGCACCCCCGCCCCACCCCCUCUCCAGACACCUGCAGAGAGAGGAGAGUGUGGGCGUGGUGGGCGGGGGAGGGUUUUCCAGGAGUUCGACAUGUGUAUUUAUAUUUGGAAAGAGACCAGCACCGAGCUCGGCAUACCCCCUAGCCUCCCCCUCCCCCGCGGGAGAUGCCUGCGCCCUCCCUUCUCGGUUCUGCUGGGGAGGAAGGGGGCGGUUGCAGUGGGGAGCUGGGGUAAAGGUUUGGGAGGGGGGAAAAGAAAUUUUUAUUUUUGAACCCCUGUGUCUCUUUUGCUUAAGAUUAAAGGAAGGAAAAAUAAAGCGUG